Molecule: messenger RNA, 471 nt
Organism: Macrosiphum euphorbiae (potato aphid)
Lineage: Eukaryota; Metazoa; Arthropoda; Insecta; Hemiptera; Aphididae
Source: the annotation of a GenBank genome assembly
AUGUUUACUUCGGUUGUUGAGCUAACGGACAUUUUAAGUUUUAUUGGUGACUUUAAGCGACCAUUGAUUGAGGGUACUCAAGUAAUGAAAUGUAACCACAUUGUUGAGUUUGGAUGUGUAGAAAAUAAUAACAAAACAUUAAAAAUCGUUGCUAUGUGUCUUAAAACUAGUGAUCUUAGUGGAAAACCUCAUGAGUUAGAAGUCAUUAAAACUACUAAUAAUGGGAGUGUUCAAUUAUCAGCAAAAUGUUCUUGCAAAGCAGGUAGUGGGAAAUGCAAACACAUAGUUGGCCUGAUGCUCAAACUUCAAAAAACAUCAAUAGAAGAACUUGAUGAGCGAAGUUGUACAGAUCUUCCUCAACAAUGGGGAAAACUCGGUCAAGCCGCUAGAGGGGGAAGUCACCCAGUGGCGGCACCCCGCUCAGAGGAUUUGAAGCAGGAAAUUCGUUCAUACUUUUUACAAAGUUAUUAA